AUGGAGAGCUUCGACGACGUGACACUAGUGGGCCCUGUGUCUGAUCCCUCGAUUCUAGACGACCAUUUACCUCCUGCUAGCAAUGAUGCGAAGCCCAGGAAAUCCACCGAGGUGGAAUCGGCGGAACCAGGCACUCCCACCUCUGAUCGCUCGAUAAACGCGGGCCGGGCCCCAAUCGAAACAGCCACAAAUGCGCUAGCUGGGGAGCCUUCAAUCUCGUCUGACUUUCCACCCGAAGAAGAAGAUGAAGAGCCUCGAGUCGCGACUUCCUUCGAGCGAGAAUCGAGUCCAAGUUUCGCACAGAAACACCGAUCUGGCGUGGAUGCAGAGGAUGAGGGGAUCAACCGGAUGCACAAGUUCACGCUCUACGAGACUGCCACUCGUUUCUACAUGGUCGGUAUCAACCUUCCAGAGACUCGCUUUCGAAUUCUUAAACUUGAUCGCACUUCCGAGUCGGGCGAGUUGAGCAUAAUCGAAGAUGAUAUGGUCUACACAAAAAGGGAGAUGGUCCAGCUGUUGGAUGCGAUUGAUGACGGGAAUAAAAGCUCUGGUGGAUUGAAGCAGAAAUGCAGCGCGUGGGCAUUGCUUGGUUUUGUCCGCUUUACUGGGGCAUAUUAUAUGCUCCUAGUUACCAAGAGGAGCCAAGUCGCUGUGCUUGGUGGCCACAAUGUCUACCAGAUUGAUGAAACGGAACUGAUAUCCUUGACUCCAGCCGAGUCCUCGCGGCUAAAACCCGAAAAGCAGUCAGAGGAAGAAAGAUACAGGGCGAUUUUGAGCAACCUCGACUUGACUAGGUCGUUUUACUUCAGUUACUCUUACGAUAUUACGCGCUCUCUUCAGCAUAACAUUUGCCGCGAACGGAAGGCCCAUCAUGACGGGACUUCCCAAUUCCUCUCCCGAGACUACAACACAAUGUUUAUCUGGAAUCACCAUCUUCUUACGCCGGCGAUCAAUACUUUGAAGAAUCCUUACGAAUGGUGUCUCCCGAUCAUCCAUGGCUAUGUCGACCAGUCCAAAAUAAGUGUCUAUGGGAGGGUGGUGUACGUAUCUGUCAUCGCCCGUCGGUCUCGGUUUUUCGCAGGUGCCCGCUUUCUCAAGCGUGGCUCAAAUGACUUGGGGUUUGUUGCCAACGAUGUCGAAACGGAACAAAUUGUCUCCGAGCAGACCACCACAUCCUUCCACUCCGCUGGUCCAGAGCUGCACGCAAACCCCAACUAUACUUCUUAUGUUCAGCAUCGUGGAAGCAUUCCUCUGUACUGGACUCAGGAAAAUACGGGGGUGUCACCCAAGCCUGCGAUCGAGUUGAAUCUUGUCGAUCCAUUCUAUUCGGCCGCUGCAUUGCACUUUGACAACCUGUUUGAACGGUACGGAGCGCCAAUCUACAUUUUAAACCUUGUCAAGUCACGGGAACGGACACCCAGAGAAUCAAAACUUCUCCAUGAGUUCACGAAUGCGGUGUCUUACUUGAAUCAGUUCCUACCAGAGGACAAAAAACUUAUCUACAAGGCAUGGGAUAUGAGCCGUGCAGCAAAGAGCCGUGAUCAAGACGUCAUUCAAACCCUGGAAGAUAUUGCUGGAGAUAUCAUCCCGAAAACUGGCUUCUUCAAAAACGGACAGGAUGUGGAAUCUGGUUUGCGACUUCAGAACGGUGUUGCACGAACAAAUUGCAUCGACUGUCUUGACCGAACCAAUGCGGCACAAUUCGUUAUUGGCAAAAGAGCACUUGGUUACCAGUUGCAUGCUCUCGGCAUCAUUGACGAAACAACAGUCGAGUACGAUACCGACGCCGUCAAUCUCUUCACCAACAUGUGGCACGACCAUGGAGACACUAUUGCCAUUCAAUACGGAGGAUCUCACUUGGUCAAUACCAUGGCCACGUACCGUAAGAUCAAUCAGUGGAGCAGUCACUCGCGCGAUAUGGUCGAAAGCUUUAAGCGAUACUACAACAAUUCUUUCCUUGAUGCUCAACGACAAGAGGCCUACAACCUGUUCCUAGGCAACUACAUUUUCGCUCAAGGUGCUCCAAUGCUUUGGGACCUUGCAACUGAUUACUAUCUACACCAUGCCGAUCCCAGAUCCUACCUGCAGAAGAAGCGCCCCAACUACAUCUCUUGGUACACGCCUGAAUACCUGAAAGAAAGAGAAUUUCCACCACUCCCAAUCCGACCCGAGGAGCCGCUGUCCCACUUCGACGAUUACUGGCUGGAAUAUUACCGGCCCUUGGCUGUCUCGACCAUGUCCAAAAUCUUCUCUUACAAAAUGAACUCAACACUACGCUACCUACCUCCCUACCGUCCUGGACAUACAACUCCUGAUCUCAGCCCAUUCGUACCUCGCAUCCCUCCGGAACAAAACCAACGUGAUCGUCCACCACAGCGAACCGUGAGAAUUCAAGUGCCCACUGACAACAAUUCCCAAUACUCAACCACCACGCCGCCCAUCAUGGACGCACCCGAUACCUGGAAACAUCAACCUCCGUCAUCAUCUAAGCAGCCCCCUUCGGCAGGAAUUAUUAGAGAGCCCACCUUCAAGACCAAUCAAGACUCGCACAUUCCUCCAAUCAAUACCCCUGACUCCACAACAACUCCCAGCAAAGCGCAAAUCGCCCAAUGGACCUUAGGACAAUUGGUCACCGAUUCUUUGAACCCAUCGGUGACGUCUGCAGAGGCAGAGGAAUACGAGCGAUACAUCAAUCAUCCCCUCAAAGUCCCGCUGGUUGUCACAUCCGAGGAUGAGAUGACCGCCGCGUCACUCCGAGAACACGGUGCUAAUCUCGACCUACUCGAGUAUGUGAACAAAUGCAAUAUUGAGGAAGCCGCCCUCAAAACCAACGCCCUGGAGAACAUGGCCGACUACGCUGAGUUCUUGAAUGUCUCGGAGGAAGGCCUGACUGUUGUGAGCGAGGACUAUCAGAAAAAGAGGUACAAGCGUUAUCGGCAGUGGCUACGGGGGAAGAGCCUUUUCAAGCAACGCGUUGAUGUAUGA
Molecule: messenger RNA, 2985 nt
Organism: Penicillium daleae
Lineage: Eukaryota; Fungi; Ascomycota; Eurotiomycetes; Eurotiales; Aspergillaceae
Product: phosphatidylinositol-3,5-bisphosphate 5-phosphatase
Exons: 1
Coding region: 1-2985 (994 amino acids)
Biological process (GO): phosphatidylinositol dephosphorylation
Cellular component (GO): intracellular membrane-bounded organelle
Molecular function (GO): phosphatidylinositol-3,5-bisphosphate 5-phosphatase activity
Source: RefSeq, a predicted model, not a curated record